AAAUGUAAAAAGUGGUAUGUAGUACCUUAAAUAUUAAAUAGCUUUUAUUUAGAAUCAAAAACUUGAAUUAAAUCUUAGAAAUCAGAUGAGUUUAUAUUUUGGCAUAACUUGGGAAUCCCUGCUUCUAUAUCUUGAAGAUAAGUGAAAAUCUAUUUUUUCCAUAAUGUAAUAAAGGAAGACGUAGGCAGGUAUUCCUCUUCUAACCGGUAGUGCACAAUUUUGUAAUAUUGGAAAUGAUUUGAAUUAAGAGUAAUAUUUUCCUAUCAGUUGAGAGUUGUAAUUUUAGGUUUUAAAAUUUUUAGGUGAGAUUAGCAAGAUUUAUAAAGGGAAGUGUGCUAACACUGGGCCUGUGCUAAUGAGGUAGGCAUUGUUAAGCACUUGACAUAAUCUCUUAAUCUUUGCAAUUUGCAAUAAUCUCUAAUCUUUGAUUAGGUAGGCAGUUUGUGAUACACAUACUUUUUAGGUGUUGAGGAAAUUGAGGAUCAGUGAAGUUGAGUAAUUUAAGGUUACAGCUAUAAAAUGGUAGAGUCUGGAUUUGGACUCAGAUUUGUUCAACUUCAAUGCCCAAACUACAUAUGCUACACUUUCAUCCCUCUUAGGCAGUCACAGGGCCAUUUCAUUUCCUAUAAAGUAAAUUUAAAGUAUAGCCACUAUUUUUAUUUAUUUAUUCAUUUAUUUAUUUAUUUAUUCAUUCAUUCUUUAAAAAAUUUUUUUUAAAUGUUUAUUUUUGAGAGAGACAGAGACAGAGACAGAGGAAGAGCGGGGGGAGGGGCAGAGAGAGUGAGACAAAGAACUCAAAGCUAUUUAAAACUACUUGUUCUCUUUGUAGUAUAGUGUAACUGGAAUGAUAAAUAGUUCAUUAAAAUUUUAGUCAUUAAGAUGUCAUUAGUACUUGAGGAAAUGAAUACCUGAAUAUUUUGUACUUAACGAAAUAAACUGGAUAAACUGGGUAAGAGACUAAGUUUUCUUAUUUCUAUUGUGUCAGGUUUGAUUCAGUUCAUUAAGGGCCAGAAUUUGUAUCUGGCAGUAGUCCGCAUGUGUUCUCAUAAUUCUGGAUUGGUCAUUAUCAGUUGCUUAAUUGCUUACCAAACACUUUUAAUGUUUGAGUCACUGAGUUGGCUCAUGGUAUUUGUGCAUCUUGUGGUUACUGAGUCAAGAGCCAGCAGUAUGUGUUUUGGUUUCCUCACUUCCUCCACAACACUUGAUAUUGUCAGACUUUUAAAUUUUUUUCUAAUCUGGUGGGUUUGAAAUGGUAUCUGUUUGGUUUUUAUUACGUUUCCUUAAGUUGAGCCUCCUUUCAUAUAUUCAUUCAUUAUUUGUGCUUCUUUCAUGAAGUGUGUGUUCAAGUUCUUUGCCAAUUUCUUGUUUCUCUUUUUCUGAUUGACUUUUAAGACUUCUUUAUAUAUGUAAUUUUGUAUACUAAUUAUUUGCUAACUACGGGCUACAAAUAAUCUGUUUUCAAUUUGUGACUUUUCAUCUCUUUAUAGUCUUGGUAUUAGAAAAGUUCAUAAUUUUAAUGAAUUGAAAUUUUCAGCUUUUUAUGGUUUGUGCUUUUUAUAUCAUAUUUAGGAAACCCUUCUCUGCCAGACAUGCUAUAUGUUUGUAAUUUUUUUUUUUUUAUUGUUUUAAGUAAUCUCUAUCCCAGCACGGGGCUCAAACUCAUGACCCCUAGAUCAAGAAUUACAUGUUCUACAACCUGAGCCAGUCAGGCGCCCUAGUGCCUGAAGUAUUUUAAAGCAAAUCUCAAACUUUCCUGUAAAUACAUUGUUACGAACCUUUGUUAAGGCUUUCUUUUAAAAACAUAACCAUCAUGCUAUUAUCACAUUGAACAAUUAGUAAUUCCUUAAUAUAAUGUCAUCUAUAUUCAGAUUUCUCUUAUUGUGUUAAAAAUGUCACUUUACAGGCAGUUUGUUCCAUUCACAGUUCAGAUAAGGUCUGUAUUUAUCACUUAUUUGGCUUUCAUGUCUAAGCGUUUUUUAUUAUAUGAUAAUUAUCCCCUUUUCAUAUGAUUGAUUCAUUGGAGAAACCAGGCCAUUUGUCCUGUAGGUAUCCUAUGUACAUUCUCGUGUUUCUUUUCACUUGCUCCUCUUUUUUUUGUAAACUAAUAGUUAGAAGCUUGAUUUCAUUUUUUUAUUUUUAUUUAUUUAUUUAAACAAUUCUUUUGUUAAAAAAAAAUUUUUUUUAAUGUUUGUUUAUUUUUGAGAGACAGAGCAUGAGUAGGGGAGGAGCAGAGAGAGAGGGAGACACAGAAUCCAAAGCCGGCUCCAGGCUCUGAACUGUCAGCACAGAGGCUGAUGCAGGGCUCGAGCCCACAAACUGUGAGAUCAUGACCUGAGCCGAAGUUGGAUGCUUAACCGACUGAGCCACCCAGGUGCCCCUUUAUUUUUAUUUUUUGACAGUAAGGGGAACAGCACAUAGGUGGUGCUCUGUACUUUCGUUUACAUCACACAAGGAGGUAUAUAAUGAAUGGUUGUCCCACUUUUAGUGAUUUUAGUGGUUUAGUUGUUAGUUGUUCAGAUGGUGUCAGUGUGAUCCUUAUAUUAUAAAAUUCCCUAUAAAUCUUUACUUAAUAGUUUAGAAUUCACUGAUGAUACUUGAAUCAGUUAUUUAAUUAGAAGUUUUGAAAUUGUAUCAUUGUGCUAUUUCUGUCAUAUUUAUGUUUUUGAAGUAUUGUUCUUUUCUAAAGAGCUUUCCCUUAGUAGCAGGCUUAUACUGAAGUUUAGUUCCUGUUGAAAGGGGUGGAUGAGCACACUUACCAUGAUGAGCACUGAGUAAUGUAUUGAAUUGUUGAGUCAGUGUAUUGUACACCUGAAACUGAUAUAGCACUAUGUUAACCAUACUGGAAUUAAAAUAAAAACAAUAAAAAGAAAAAAAUAAAAAGGACAAAUGCUUUGUUCUUUUAAUUACCAGUUUCAGAGUAAAAAGUUAGUAUAACAGGGGUGCCUGGGUGGCUCAGUUGGUUAAACCUCUGACUUUGGCUCAGGUCAUGAUCUUGCAGCCUGUGAGUUCCAGCCCCACGUCGGGCUCUGUGCUGACAGCUGUGAGCCUGGAGCCUGCUUUGGAUUCUGUGUCUCCCUCUCUCUCUGCCCCUCCCUCAUUCAUGCUCUCUCUCUCUCUCUCUCUCUCUCUCUCAAAAAUAAACAUUAAAAAAAAUUAAAAAAAAAAGAUUAUAACAGUAGUCUCUUACAGUAGGUUAUUUUUGGGGUUUUCAGUUUUUUUUGACUGUUGGUUUUCUAAGGAUCUUUGAUUAUUAUAAACUUGGGGAUUUAUACCAUGUGUUUGAAAUAGUUAUAGUCAUUCUUUUUUUUUUCUUAAGAUUUUGUUUUUAAGUAAUUAAAAAAAAAAAAGAUUUUAAGUAAUCUCUAUACCUGGUGUGGGACUUGAACCCACAACCCUGAGAUCCAGGAGUUGGAUAUUCUACAUGUAGCCAUUUUGAUAUACAAGUUGUUUCAUCUUUGAUCAACCCUAACCAUUUCAGGUUGGUAGCUUUUUCAUAUGAACUGUAAUUUUUUUUUAAAGUUUUAUUUAUAUAAGUAAUCUCUACACCCAACAUGGGGCUUGAACUCACGACCCCAGGCGCUUCUGCCUGAACCAACCAGGCGCCCCAUGAACUAUAAAUCUUUGAAAGAUAGAGGUGCCUGGUGGCUCUGUCAUUUGGACGUCCAACUUUGACUCAGGUCAUGGUCUCAUGGUUCGUGGGUUCGAGCUAAGGGUUUGACUCUGUGUCAGACUCUGGGCUGACAGGUCAGAGCUUGGAGCCUGCUUUGGAUUCUGUGUCUCCCUCUCUCUCUCUCUGCCCCUCCCCCACUCGUGUUCGGUCUCUCUCUCAAAAAUAAAUAAACGUUAAAAUAUUUGAAAGAUGUCUUUCAUACACAACAGAUGACCCAGGUUAAUCUUAAAAAUUCUUCCUGUACAUGUGAAAAUAACCAUUUCUCUAAGAAUUAAUGCAGAAAUGAUAUUGAGAAUUCAAAAUGUAGAUGCUAGGGAUGCUCAACGAUAGUGUCUUUUUGCUUCUACAUUUUUAUUUAUUUUGAAGUUAAAAAACUUUAUUUUUUUAAGUAGGCUCCACACACUUGAAUUGGCAACCCUGAGAUCAGGAGUCACAUGCUGUACCGACAGAGCCAUCUAGGCACCCCUACAGACAUUUUUAAAAUAACAAGUUUAGGGGCACCUGGGUGGUUCAUAUGGUUGAGUGUCUGACUCUUGAUUUUGCUCAGGUCAUGAUCCCAGGGUUGAGCCCAUAUCCGGCUCCGUGCUGAGUGUGGAGCCUGCUUAAGAUUCUGUCUCUCUGUCCCUCUCUCUCUCCCCUGCUCCCCCUCUCCCCAUCUCUGCCUCUCCCCCCCACCCCCACUCUCCCUCGAAUCCGUGAACUGUGAGAUGGUGACCUGAGCCAAAGUUGGAUGCUUACCCAACUGAACCACUCAGGUGCCCCAUGAGUUCUCUUUAUGAUGAGGUUAUAAAUUACCAAUCUAAUUUCUUUAAUAGGUAUAGGGCUAUUUUUGUUUCUUCUGUAGUGAUCUUUGGCAGUUUGUGGUUUUUAUGAAAUUGGUUCAUUUCAGCCAGAUUGCCAGACUUGGCAUAAAAUUGUUUUGAUAUGGUAUUCUGUUUUAAUCUUUGUAAAUGUGUAUCGUCUCUUUCAUUCUUGAUAGCAGUAGUUUUCUUUUUUUUUCUUUUUUCUUUUUUUUUCUGAUAAGCCUUGCCCAGGGGGUUUAUCAAUUUAAUUAACCUUUGUAAAGAAUCACCUUUAGGUUUUAGUUUUCUGUUUGUUUUUCUUAGUUUUAUUUUAAUAUUUUUAAGGUUUACCCAUUUAUUUUUGAGAGAGUGCUUUUGCAUUUCAGGGGGGCAGGGCAGAGAGAGAGGGGGACAGUGAAUCUGAAGCAGGCUCUGCAUUGACAGCAGAGACCUUCAUGCUGGCCUUGAAUUCAGAAACCACGAGAUCAUGACCUGAGCCAAAGUCAGACGCUUAACCAACUGAGCCACCAAGCCUUAUUUUAUUUUUCUUUGAAAGAGAGAGAGGGGGAAUGUGCGAGUGGGGCAAAGGGGGAGAGAGAGAGAGAAGAGAGUCUUAAGCAGGCUCUACAUUCAGCACGGAGUCUGACUCAGGGCUUGAUCCCACAACCCUGGGAUCAUGGCCUGAGCUGAAAUCAAGAGUCGGUCAUUCAACUGAUGGAGCCACCAGGUGCGCUUCUGUUGUUAUUUAGAAAUGAAUUGGUGCUUUCUUUUUUAAAAAAAUCAUGUAUUUAUCUGUUUUGAGAGAAAUAGUGAGUGAGGAAGGAGCAGAAGGAGAUGGGGAGAGAGAGAAACCCAAGCAGGCUACUGCUGUCAGUGUGGAGCCUGAUGUGGGGCUUGGCCUCAGGUUUUAAGGUUUAUCCAUUUAUUUUUGAAAGAGUGCAUGAGUGUAGGGGGAGGGCCCAGAGAGAGAGAGGAACAGUGGAUCUGAAGUGGGCUCUGCACUGACAGCAGAGAUCCUAGUGCGGGCCUUGAACUCAUGAACCAUGAGGUCAUGACCUGAGCCAAAGUCAAGAGUCAGAUGUUUAACUGACUGAGCCACGCAGGCACCCUCUAUUUAUUUUUGAAAGAGAAGUAGAAAGAGCGCUCACCAGUGGGAGUUGGGGGAGGGGCAGAGAUAGAGGAGAGAGAAUCCUAACCCACCUCGACUCAGGGCUUGAUCCCAUGAACCAUGAGAUCAUGGCCUUAGUUGAAAUCAAGAGUUGGAUGCUGAACAAACUGAGUCACCCAGGCACCUCAGAAUUGAUGCUUUAUUUGAAGUCAGUGGUGUUCUGAGUUUUAAUGUCGGCCUAAUCAAUGGUUAGGUUGUGCUACAAGCACUAUGGUUUUGUUGUGCUACAAGCAGGUUUCCAAACUGCCUGUGUUGCUUUUGGUGCUAAUAUUUCCCAUAUUCCUGGAAAUCAUAUACACCCUUUACAUUAUAGGUAAGUUAGCUGGAUUGUACGUAGUUGGAUAAUUUAUGCAUUGUGUUAGAGUUGACAAAAUUGUUACAGAGGUGAGAAAUUUUAAAGAUUUAUGCUUACAUUUAUAUUGGAAGUAAUUCUAUACGACAUAUAGUCCACAUGUUGAACUUUCAUAUUUGGAAUGUCUUUUUUUUUUUUUUAAGUUUAAAAAAUUUUUAAAAAAUGUUUAUUCAUUUUUGAGAGAGGGAAAGAGAGAGAGAGUGUGAGCAGCAGAGAAAGAGGGAGAUAUAGAAUCUGAAGCAGGCUCCAGGCUCUGAGCUGUCAGCACAGAGUGCAACGCCAGGCUUGAACCCACGGACUGAGAGCCCGACCUGCAUGAGCCGAAGUCAGAUGCUUAACUGACUGAACCACCCAGGCGCCCCUUUAAUGUUUGUUUAUUUUUGAGAGAGAGGGAGGGAGACACAGAAUCCGAACCAGGCUCCAGGCUCUAAAUUGUCAGCACAGAGCCUGACUCCGGCUCAUACUCCGGAACCAAGAGAUCAUGACCUGAGCCGAAGUCGGAUGCUUAACCAAUUGAGCCACCCAGGUGCCCCCCCUUUUUUUUUUCUUUUGAAAACACAGGUUUGCCUAUUUUAUCUAUCUAUCAAUCAAUCAAUCAAUUACCCAGGCACCUGGGAUAUUAUUAAGUAACUGUUCCAGUAAUCUGGUAAGAUUUGAUUCUCUAUUUGACAUGGAUAUGAAAAGGUUGUACUGUAUAUAUAUAUUUUAAAAUGGACAUAGUCCACUACAUUGAAGUUUUAGUGAUGUGCUGUGAUUUUUUUUUUUUUUUUAGUCUAAAUUAGUAUGUAUACCAGUAUCUUCAUUCUUUUUAAAAGUUUAUUCAACUUUUAAUGAUGGUGGGAGAAGAAACUUAGUGAAAUAUAUUUUUUUAAAUGUUUGUUUAUUAUUUUGAGAGACAGACACAGAGUGUGAGCAGGGGAGGAGCAGAGAGAGGGAGACACAGAAUCUGAAGAAUCAGGCUCCAGGCUCUGAGCUGCCAGCACAGAGCCCGCCAUGGGGCUUGAACUCAUGACCCAUGAGAUCAUGACCUGAGCUGAAGUCAGACGCUGAACAGACUGAGCCACCCUGGCACCCCGGAAUAUUUUCUUAUUAUUUGAAGGAUGAUAGACUUUUGAUUAUUUUCCAGGAGAGUUGCAAAAGAUUUAGUACAUAAGUAUGCUGAAAUCAUAUAUUUAACCUUUAUAGAGAAUUUUCCAUUUGAUUGCCAGGAACUCAUAAGUUAAUAUAAAAAUAAAUGGUUUUCGGGUCACCUGGAUGGCUCAGUUGGUUAAGUGUCUGGCUCUUGGUUUCAACUCAGAUCGUGAUCUGAGUUAUGGGUUCAAGCCCCAAGUUGGGCUCUAUGCUGGCAGUGUGGAGCCUGCUUGGGAUUCUCUCUCUCUCCACCCCCCCCCCUUUUUCCUCCCCUCCCCCACUCACGUGCUCUCUUGCAAAAAUAAAUAAAUAAACAAAAAUAAAUGGGUUUCAAAAAAUUUAGAAAAAUGAGUUUCUUACUGUAGGUGAUGGUCUUUUGGAAUCACCUUUCUUUGUUCUAUAGAGUAAGUACAAGCCAUUGAAAUGUGGCUUUAUUAAAAUAAGAUUUAGGAAGGUGAGGAGGUGUCAGUAGAUGCUGGUGAGUAACUAUUGCUUGUAUUAUGUUAUUUAAUCCUUAUAAUAACCCUCCUUAGUUUCACUCCAUUGUACUAUUUAAUUUCUAAUAUUAUAAAUCUUUUUUUUAUUUGUAAGAAGAAUAUGUUAAGUUUUGUUACCAGAUAGAAAUUACAACCUGUUUUGAUAGAUAACUAUAAAGUACCUAAGAUUAAUGAAAAGAUCUGUGUGUUUUUUGUGUCUUUUUAUUAGAAAUCAUUUCAGAUUAAGGUUUCUCAGUUGUAAAAUAAAGAAGGAAGAUUCUGUUGUGUACAGUGGUUUCCUCCCCCACCCGCCAUCCACAAGGGGAUAUGUUCUAAGACCCUCAGUGGAUGCCUGAAACUGUGCAGUUGUCCAGUUUAUAUACAGAUGGUCCCCAACUUAUAAUGGUUUGAUUUACAAUUUUUUGGUUUUAUGAUGUGAAAGCAAUAUGUUUUCAGUAGAAAUCAUACUUUGAAUUUUGAAUCGUGAUUUUUUUCCCAGGUUAUGGUAUGAUACUCUCUUAUAAUGCUGGGCAGUGAUAGCCAGCUGCAGCUCUCAGUCAGCCAUGUGAUCAUGAGGGUAAACAGCUUAUACGCUUAUAACCAUUUUGUACCCAUAUAGCUGUUUUUCACUUUCAGUACAGUAUUCAAUAAAUUACAUGAGAUAUUCAACACUUUAUUAUAAAAUAGACUUUGUGUUACAUUAUUUUGUCCAAGUAUAUGCUAAUGUAAAGUGUUGUGAGCACGUAUAAGGUAGGCUCAGCUAAGCUAUGGUGUUCAGUAGGUUAGAUGUAUUAAUUGUAUUUGUGACAGGAUUUUUUUUCUUUUUUUUUUUUAUUAAUUUUUUUAACGUUUUAUUUAUUUUUGAGACAGGGAGAGACAGAGCAUGAACAGGGAGGGUCAGAGAGAGGGAGACACAGAAUCUGAAAGAGGCUCCAGGCUCUGAGCUGUCAGCACAGAGCCCGACGCGGGGCUUGAACUCACGGACCGCGAGAUCAUGACCUGAGCUGAAGUCGGCCGCUUAACCGACUGAGCCACCCAGGCGCCCCAGGAUUUUUUUUUCAAUUUACGAUGGUUUUAUUGAGAUGAAACUCUGUUCUAAAUGGCUUCUAAGAAGUUGGGUGCAGAUUUUCAUGGGACUUUCAGUUACCUUGAUGAUGUCCCAUUUAAGAUAGGAGACAAAUUCAAAACACCAGCUAAAGUUGGUCUACCUAUUGGCUUCUCCUUGCCUGAUUGUUUGCAGGUUGUCAGAGAAAUACAGUAUGACUUCUCCUUGGAAAAGAAAACUAUUGAGUGGGCUGAAGAUAUUAAGAAAAUCCAAGAAGCCCAGCGGGAAGCAGAGCGUAAGGCUGAGGAAGUAGAAACUAAAGUGAAUUCUAAGAGUGGCCCAGAGGGCGACAGCAAAAUGAGCUUCUCCAAGACUCACAGUACAGCCACAAUGCCACCUCCUAUUAACCCCAUCCUUGCCAGCUUACAGCACAACAGCAUCCUCACCCCGACUCGGGUCAGCAGCAGUGCCACGAAACAGAAAGUUCUCAGCCCACCCCACACAAAGGCAGAUUUCAAUCCUGCUGACUUUGAGUGUGAAGAAGACCCAUUUGAUAAUCUGGAGUUAAAAACUAUUGAUGAGAAGGAAGAGCUGAGAAACAUUCUGGUAGGAACCACUGGACCGAUUAUGGCUCAGUUAUUGGACAAUAACUUGCCCAGAGGAGGCUCUGGGUCUGUGUUACAGGAUGAGGAGGUCCUGGCAUCCCUGGAGCGGGCAACCCUAGAUAUCAAGCCUCUUCACAAACCCAAUGGCUUUAUAACCUUACCACAGUUGGGCAACUGUGAAAAGAUGUCGCUGUCUUCCAAAGUGUCCCUCCCUCCCAUUCCUGCAGUAAGCAAUAUCAAAUCCCUAUCCUUUCCCAAACUUGACUCUGAUGAUAGCAAUCAGAAGACAGCCAAGCUGGCAAGCACUUUCCAUAGCACAUCCUGCCUCCGCAAUGGCACCUUCCGGAAUUCCCUAAAGCCUUCCACCCAAAGCAGUGCCAGUGAGCUCAAUGGGCAUCAUACUCUUGGGCUUUCAGCUUUGAACUUAGACAGUGGCACAGAGGUGCCAACCCUGACUCCCUCAGAUCUGAUCUCCCAGAUGCCUUCCCUCUCUGUCUUGUCUGUGUGCACAGAAGAAUCAUCACCUCCAAAUACAGGUCCCACGGUCACACCUCCUAAUUUCUCAAUGUCACAAGUGCCCAACACUCCCAGCUGUCCCCAGGCCUAUUCUGAACUGCAGACACUGUCCCCCAGUGAGCGGCAGUGUGUGGAGACCGUGGUCAACAUGGGCUACUCAUAUGAGUGUGUCCUGAGAGCCAUGAAGAAGAAAGGAGAGAAUAUUGAGCAGAUUCUCGACUAUCUCUUUGCACAUGGACAGCUCUGUGAGAAGGGCUUCGACCCUCUUUUAGUGGAAGAGGCUCUGGAAAUGCACCAGUGUUCAGAGGAAAAGAUGAUGGAGUUUCUUCAGUUAAUGAGCAAAUUUAAGGAAAUGGGCUUUGAACUGAAAGACAUUAAGGAAGUUCUGCUACUACACAACAAUGACCAGGACAAUGCUUUGGAAGACCUCAUGGCUCGGGCAGGAGCCAGCUGAGACCAGGCGCUGCGUAGGCCCUGCCAUGGAACCACCCCCGCAGGAGGCCCUGAGGAUCCCAUGUGUGGGGAAGGAGAAGGGACACACUUCCCGAUUUUCUUUUGGGGGUGGAAGGUCAGGCGUGGAGACUGUGCUUGCCAGUCUGAGCUGGGGAGAAAGUAGGGAAGAUUUGGGCAUGUGAAUGCCUCCAGAACUGCUCUGGCUCCUUCCAUAUUAAAUGUAUUUGUAUUUUGAGAAGUGACCUUCCCACCUUGGCCCUCCAGAGAGACUUCCCUGGUCCUUCUGGGGUCUGUUUGUCCUCAGCCGAAACCUGGCCCAGCUGCCAAAAGGAGUCAGGAAGAAGGGGUGGGAGGGCCAGACUCUGCUGCUUUAGGGCUAGAUGCUUCCCUCCCCUGCACUGGUGGACUGAACUCUGAUCCAGGUUGAGUGCAAUUGAAAGGUUCUUCCAGGGUUUUUUUUUUUUUUUUCUUU
This is a messenger RNA of Panthera uncia (snow leopard), 10670 nucleotides long. RefSeq names its product ubiquitin associated protein 1 (gene UBAP1). Gene Ontology annotation, biological process: ubiquitin-dependent protein catabolic process via the multivesicular body sorting pathway. Gene Ontology annotation, molecular function: ubiquitin binding. The record is from RefSeq and is a predicted model, not a curated record. Gene Ontology annotation, cellular component: ESCRT I complex. The transcript is spliced from 7 exons. The coding region runs from base 8679 to 10199 and encodes 506 amino acids. NCBI's taxonomy places the organism in Eukaryota, Metazoa, Chordata, Mammalia, Carnivora, Felidae.